AUGAAAAUCGACGUCCACCACCACUUUUAUCCCCUUACUAUGCGGGCGGCUCUCGAUGAAGCCGGUGGAGACCCCUCUGGCUGGUACAUUCCUCCCUGGACACUCGAACUCGACCAGGAGAUCAACCAGAUUAUGGACGUGCACACCACGAUCCUGUCAGUCACAGCUCCUGGUCCAGUCAUCGCCAAAGACCCCACAGCUGCAGCUCAAUUGGCCCGAGAAUGCAACAUCUCCGCCGCAGGGAUUCGUGACGCCUCCCCAACAAGAUACGGCUUCUUCGCCUCGGUCCCAUCGCUCUUUGACACCGAGCUCGUCCUUGAGGAGAUCCGAUACGCAUUGGACAUUCUUCGGGCUGAUGGCGUAACACUCUUCACCCGCUAUGGACAAGGCCCCAACUACCUCGGCCACGAGGCGUUCAAGCCUAUCUGGGCUGAGCUCAGCCGUCGUAAAGCAGUGGUCUUCGUUCAUCCAACACACCCACAAGACACAGCGCUGAUCAACAACUCCCUGCCUCAGCCCAUGUUCGACUAUCCACAUGAGACCGGCCGCACUGCCUUGGACUUGGCCACUUCAGGUCGCUUACACGAGAACCCCGGUUGUAAAGUCAUCCUCUCCCACGCCGGAGGCACCUUGCCCUACCUCAUUCAUCGUGCGGCCACCAUGCUCCCUUGCAUGCCGCCUGACCGGAAUAUCGGAGUCAGUCGAGAGGAGCUUCUGCGUCGUGCACGGGAGUUCUAUUUUGACACGGCUAUUUCGGCAAACGAAGUAACCCUCAAGGCCUUGGUGGAGUUUGCUCAACCAGGUCAUAUCCUCUUUGGGAGUGACUUUCCAAAUGCGCCCAAGGAUGCUAUUGUUCAAUUUACUCGGUUUGUUGAGAAUGAAUUGCCUGAUGGAGUCACGGUAGAAGACCUGAAGGAGAAUGCGUUGAGUCUGUUCCCCCGCCUGAGGCAGAGCAGUGGCGUAGUGGCGCAUACUUGA
This is a messenger RNA of Penicillium brevicompactum, 978 nucleotides long. RefSeq names its product amidohydrolase family protein. Gene Ontology annotation, molecular function: hydrolase activity; carboxy-lyase activity. The coding region runs from base 1 to 978 and encodes 325 amino acids. The record is from RefSeq and is a predicted model, not a curated record. NCBI's taxonomy places the organism in Eukaryota, Fungi, Ascomycota, Eurotiomycetes, Eurotiales, Aspergillaceae. The transcript has 2 exons. Gene Ontology annotation, cellular component: cytosol; cytoplasm. Gene Ontology annotation, biological process: secondary metabolic process.